AUGAGGCUGUUGUAUAGAAGUGGUCCAAUGGAUUCUCUCAGAAAAUGGUUCUACAAACCAAAGAGGGACGACCGUUCACUACUAGCGCAAUUCUUCUUCGCGGACGAUGCGCUCAACAUGAUUGCGGCGGAACUGGACUCGUUCGACGGUCGAAAAGACCCCGAGAGGUGCUCGACGCUCGUCAAUCAGCUCCGUCAUGCGCAGGAUCGAGUGUUGAACAUAACCAGUCAGAUCAUGGAUCAAGUUCUGGGGGACGAGCGGGUGGCGAGGGGGUUCCGUGUCAAGUUUCCAGAAGACGUGCUGCAGGACAACCUCGCUGGACAGCUUUGGUUUGGAGCUGAGUGCCUCGCAGCUGGUUCCUCUAUAAUGAACCGGGAAGAAGAGUCAGCAGCGAUGCGGCCGCUGGCCAAAGCUCUCACGCGCAGUCUGGAGACGGUCCGCUCUUUGCUGCGAGAGCAGUGCCAGAGACCUCGCGGCCUCGCCCUGCAGGACCACGACGAUAUGUUGCACGAGAGCCUCCGUAUAUUUGACAGAUUGUUCGCCGAGUUCGAGUUAUGUUACGUUAGCGCAAUGGUUAACGUGAAGACACCGCACGAGUUCGAAGCCCAGCAACUUAUCUGUGUGUUGUUCUCGGAGAGUUUACGUCGCGCACUCAAACAUAAUUUACUAAAUCAGGAACAGGUGGAUUCUUAUGAUCCGGCACUUAUGUUUGCGGUGCCGCGUUUAGCCAUUGUAAGCGGUCUGCUUAUAUACUCUAGUGGGCCGCUCUCCAUUGACAAGUCACCAGAAGAGAUGUCAGAUAUGUUCCGCCCGUUCCGGACGCUGCUGCACAAGAUACGCUCCUUGCUGUGGACGCUGGACCGACGGGAGCUAUUAGCAUUAGAAAGAUUGCUAUGCACCAAUGAAGACGUUUCCAGCCUCGCCGGUUUGGAAUUGGCUCCUGUUGAAGAUUCAUCUGCUGAUUCGUGCUAUCCGGAUAUCGGUGAAUUUGUAUCGAAAUUCUACGCUGACCACGCCCACUGCCAAGACUUGUAUACGCAACAAAGUGAACCAACCAUCACCGAGGCGGAUUAUCUUCCAGACAACAUAGAAGUGAUGACACCCAUCAUCGACGGACUUAGACGCCUCACCGGCCACACAGAUGAACGAGAAUCCGAACAGGAAACAGACAAACUAACAGACACAGCAAGCACAGACACCUUUCAAACUAACGAUAGUACUUCGGAUAGAACGAGAAAAAUAAGCAGGGAUACCGACCUGUCCUCCAUAAGAAACCUCUCGACUAACGGUUUAAUGACAUUCGAUCCGCUAUUAAUAAAUGCUGUGUCGACGUCUACAGACAACAGACAGAUACCAGACCAAGAACUUGUGACGUCAUUGAACGAACAAGUUACCGAAAUAGCGGAUAGAUUGUCCUCUAUCGUCAGUGAAGUUGACAUUCUAGAUCAGAUGCAUUCUUUCUCGACUAAUGACGUCACACUGACAGAUGACACCGAGGCCUUCGGGUUUUCGGGACCAAGGAACGAACAAUUGAGUUGUAUGCCGAGUACUAGUCACGGAUAUUUGAUUCCGAACGCGAUCAGCCAAGAGCCAGCGGUAUUGGCGUCUCUGUCGCACAAUAACUCGGCGGUAUUCAACCAAGACGACGAAGCUAUAUCUAGCGAUCUUCCAUUCAUGAUGCCCGAUAUAGACGCGGAAAUUGUCAAUACAAAUAUCACUAUCGCGAAUGUAAACCUAAGUUCCUUACUGUUGACCAAUGAAGAAUUUAGAAAUAUAAUCGAUAACGAUAACAGUGAGGACAACGCUAGUUUCCAUUCCGCUAAAGAGGACGAUAGAGUUAAAUUUAUAUUAGGUUAUGAGAGCGAGCCCGAAUCGCCGGUGGAUUCGGGAGUCAGCACAGAAAACACGAGUCUAGAUAGAUCGCCGGAUACGGACCAAAAUAAGAUUAAGGACAAUUUCGAUCAAGAUAGAAGCGAGGUGGAGAGGUUUAAUAUAGAUAAUGUUGUUAAUAUUAAUUAUAAGGAGGAGGAUGAACAGAAGAACGAAGCUGGUUCGUCCAACCUAGUUAUAGAUAGAUUGAACGGGGAGAGUUCUCAUAAUGUAAAUAAUUGGGAUACAAAUAGUGAUAUGGAUGAAGUUAUUUCAGAAUUACGUAUACUUUCCGAUAAAAACUUGAGUGCUGCUGUAGAAGAUAAUGCGGAAGCUGCCAAUUCUUCCAGUAGUGGCAGAAAGAAGAGAAAGUCUGGGGGAAAAAAGAGUAAGAAGAAAAAAUGGUCGCCGAGUAUGGUGACAUUGGAUAGUCGACGUAAUCAGAACACACCGCUUAGAUUGAAUUUAGAUCACUUUGUGGAAGAAAGUGGAACAUCAUGCGGUACAUCAGAAUGUGCGGACGACGAACAAAUAGCACUCGCUUUGCAAGCUCAAGAGCUUGCAGCCAGACAUCAAGCCAGAGCCAAAUUUAAGUCAAGUGAAGAUCUCAUCCACCGUCUCUUCGUCUGCAUAGCGGGCGUAGCGGAUCAACUGCAGACGAAUUUUGCAGCGGAUCUAAGAAAUAUACUCAAAGCCGUGUUUCUUAUGAACCAGACUACUGACACGCCUCCAGAGAAAGAGGAGCCGCCUCCAGCUAUCGAGUACCAACCCACAGAGGACCAAGUUAUACAGAACGGCAGCUCAUUUGACAGCGUCUACUCAGCUGAAGAAGUAUACGCAGACAGCAAUUCGGAUACGCCGUCAGAGAGCACCCACACUGAGAGACGAAACACCAUGAACUCCGCUAACAGAAACGAGACUAACGCCAGUGAGGGUAGACGGAAAUCCGUCGACAAUUCUAGGAAUUUGCAGGCGUCUGUCUCUACCGGCGAUCUCACUUUAAGUGGUAGAGAAGAGCGCGUGCGCGGCGUGGAGCGUGCGCCGGAGUGGGUUCCGGACAUCGCGGCGCCGGCCUGUAUGCGCUGUAGCGUUCACUUCACAGCCCUCCGUCGCAGACACCAUUGCAGAAAUUGUGGUAAAGUGUUUUGCGCUUCGUGUAGUUCGAAUUCAAUACCUCUCCCUCGCUACGGGCAAAUGAAACCAGUCCGUGUUUGUGAAGAGUGUUUCCAAGGAGCGGCGAGAAGUUGCAGGCGGACGUCAUAUCGGUGA
Messenger RNA from Leptosia nina, 3138 nucleotides. The record is from the annotation of a GenBank genome assembly. NCBI's taxonomy places the organism in Eukaryota, Metazoa, Arthropoda, Insecta, Lepidoptera, Pieridae.